AAGAUAUGGACAAAGAAUCAAAUAUAAUUAUCGUUUCGUCGAUGCUCAUUUCUUACAUAACAAGUUCUUAUUAUGGAUGAAGUAUUUCCAUCAGAUUUUCAUUUUAACUUUUUCUCAUCUUCCAAAGAGUUUGGUUAGAUUACUUUUAUUCAAAGUUCAUUUUUAAAUCAAAUUUCUAUUUUAAAAAAUGAAGACUUUCUUGCCUGUAGUGUGUCUUGUUUUAAUUUUUGCUGGAGUUUUCGCCCAGGAACAAAAACCCACCUCCUGCCCAGGCAAUGUAAAGGUGAUGCAAAACUUUGAUGUAAACCAGUAUCUUGGCCUUUGGUUUGAAAUCGAAAAAACUCCUAUGGUAUUUGAAGCUGGACUGAAAUGCAUCACAGCUAACUACACCGAUAAAGGGGAUUAUAUUUCAGUAUUCAACAGAGGAGUUUCUAGAAGGAGUGGACGAGAAAAAACAUCUGAAGGAAAGGCCACAGUUCCGAAUUCCGAUGAACCAGCAAAAUUAAAAGUUCGGUUUGAUAUAUUAUCCUUCUCAUCAGAUUACUGGGUUUUGGAUACCAACUAUGAUGAGUAUACUGUGGUAUAUAGUUGUUUUAACAUGCUGAAAGGUUAUGAAACUGGUACUGAUAUAUUUAUUCAAUCAUUUACUUUGUUUCAACAUUUAUAUGUCUGUGAUUUUUCUGAAAAAUAAAAUAAAAUAAUAAAUUUAGAAACUAUGCUUCUCAAGUGGACUAAAAAGGCGAAAAUAAUUAUACUUAUGACCAGGACCAUUCUGAGUCAAAACACUUAUGAAAUUUUUGGGGCCCCUUGAAGUCUAAGGGACACUGGACGUUAAAAAUGAACUUUUU
Parasteatoda tepidariorum (common house spider) is the source of this 848-nucleotide messenger RNA. RefSeq names its product apolipoprotein D. The record is from RefSeq and is a predicted model, not a curated record. Lineage: Eukaryota; Metazoa; Arthropoda; Arachnida; Araneae; Theridiidae. Gene Ontology annotation, cellular component: cytoplasm. Gene Ontology annotation, molecular function: pigment binding. Gene Ontology annotation, biological process: lipid metabolic process; response to reactive oxygen species.